Messenger RNA from Colletotrichum acutatum, 2027 nucleotides. RefSeq names its product cytochrome P450. The transcript has a single exon. The record is from RefSeq and is a predicted model, not a curated record. The coding region runs from base 160 to 1734 and encodes 524 amino acids. NCBI's taxonomy places the organism in Eukaryota, Fungi, Ascomycota, Sordariomycetes, Glomerellales, Glomerellaceae. Gene Ontology annotation, molecular function: heme binding; oxidoreductase activity, acting on paired donors, with incorporation or reduction of molecular oxygen; iron ion binding.
UUCACGAGACAAAGAAACGCGAAAGCUUGAAGAAGUUCUCAGGGCCUCAGAUCAUGGCCACCGUCGUCGCCUCGCCCAGGAAGUCUUCGGACCACCGAGCCAUGCGCAAUCCGACUGCUGCAUCAUCGUGGAUAUCCAGCAUAGUGUAGCUCAGUGAUCAUGUUUCUGCUCCAAGGGUUUGUCGACCCAUACCUGACAGCCGGGGCCGCGAUCCUCUUCGCGAUCCUCUUCGCGAUCCUCCGCCCGAAGAAGCCGGCCCAUCCGCCGGGGACAACCCUCCCGCCAGGCCCAAAACCCAAACCCCUCAUCGGCAACCUCCUCUCGAUCCCGCCGGUACACUCCUGGCUGGCCUUCCACGAGCUCAUCAAAGAGCACGGCCCCGUCGUCCGCCUCGCCCUCCCGGGCGGCCAGGAGCACGUCCUCCUCGGCACCGAGGCCGCCGCCAACGAGCUCCUCCGCCAGCGGGGCAACAUCUACAGCGAUCGGCACUACGCGCCGGCGUCGUCGCACUUCUUGACGGAUGAUCACAUGCUCCUGCUGCUUCCUUAUGACGACAAAUGGAGAAACUACAGGAGGUUCCUGCAUCAGGUCACCAUGUCGCCCGUCGCGCCGCAGUACGAGAAGGAGCAGCGCAUCGAGGCGGUCAGAUUACUCCGCGACCUGAUCCGCAAGCCGCGCGACUACGAGGCUCUUUUUGAGCGGUUCAGCGUCGGGCUGGGCAUGCGCAUAAUCUAUGGCCUGCGCGCUGAGACCGGCCACGACCGCGAGGUGCGGAUGCUGCUCGACAUCGUCCACGAGCUGGAGCGCGUGGGCUCGCCGGGCGCGUACCUGGUUGACAUCUUCCCGUCGCUAAAGUAUCUGCCAGAGUGGAUGGCGCCCUGGAAGAAGUACCUCCGAGCACGGAGGCGCCGCGACGAGGAUUUCUUCCAGGAGUUGAUUGACCGGAGCAAGUCGCCUUCUUGGGCGCGAACGUGGCUUGAAACGCAAGACCAGUGGGGGCUCACGCGGCGGGAGGCGAAUUGGAUGCUGGGAUCUGUUUUCCAGGCUGCGGGAACGACGUCUGGGUCAGCUCUUGCGUCGUUUAUCCUCUGUGUUGUAAGAAAUCCUGGGUGGUUUGAGAAGCUUCAGGCCGAGGUCGACUCUGUUGUUGGACCGGACAGGUUACCUACUUUCGAGGACAUGCCACGGCUUCCGCUCGUGAGGGCGUGCGUCAAGGAAACUCUGCGGUACUACCCGAUCACGGCCGGCGGCUUCCCUCACCGCCUCACGGAAGACGACACGUACAACGGGUAUCACUUGAAGAAGGGGACCGUGGUGCAUGCCGUGCAGUGGGCUAUUCAACGCGACCCAGAGACCUACCCAGAGCCCGAACUCUUCAACCCCGACCGCUGGUUGGAUCCUAAGUAUCCGACAUAUAAGGAACCUCUCACAGUCUAUCCCAACUUGCAGCAGUUCACGGCGUUCGGCCACGGCCGCCGGAUUUGCCAAGGCAUCAAUAUUGCCGAAAGGAGUCUCAAUCUCAAGAUCGCACUGCUUGCUUGGGCUUGUAACAUUUCUCGGGCCACGGAUGGUAACGGCAAAGAGAUUAUACCGCCAGUUUAUGACUUUGCCGCAGGCUUCAAUGUGCAGCCAAAGGAGUUUGAUUUCGACCUACAACCAAGAAGUCAACAGCGAGUAGACUUGCUGGAGAGCGUGUACGAGGACACACUGAAAGAAGAUCCGUUGUUGUCAUAAAUUUUAGACGAAGGCUAAUGGGAUAUGUAAUGUCAAGCAUGAUUGAGUACGUCGAUACCCAAUUCUUCAAAAUGGGCCCUGCUCGUUUAAAUGUGUGAAAACCCCAUCCUGGGCACUGAUCAUUUCAAAUCUGAUUACUCUGCCAUUUAAGAAGUGGGCCGAAAGAAAGGAUCAGAAGUAUUUUGACCCCAUCUAAACAAGUUCUAGGACAUUAAUUGGGGUCUAUACGGUCCUCGAUUUUGCUGCGGGUUGUCGUUGCUGCCAGCUAGGAUAGAACACAGCUCACGAGCAUU